Molecule: messenger RNA, 222 nt
Organism: Enterobius vermicularis (human pinworm)
Lineage: Eukaryota; Metazoa; Nematoda; Chromadorea; Rhabditida; Oxyuridae
Source: the annotation of a GenBank genome assembly
AUGAAAAUUGAUGAGCAACUUGACGAGCAGGCAGAAAUAGCGCGUGUUUAUGAGCUGAUCGUCGAAGGGUUGAAAGAACUUGACUAUGGAGUUAGUGAGAAAAACUGGCCGGAAUUUAGCAGCUCACAAAGCAGUGGUAGCAGUGGUAUAAUAUUUGACGAGCGUCUUUUAAAAAUGGACCAUACAGCGAGUGGUUUUGUCAACUAUCAGCCUCAGGUUUAA